Molecule: messenger RNA, 3485 nt
Organism: Hyposmocoma kahamanoa
Lineage: Eukaryota; Metazoa; Arthropoda; Insecta; Lepidoptera; Cosmopterigidae
Product: ATP-binding cassette sub-family G member 4
Exons: 11
Coding region: 121-2070 (649 amino acids)
Cellular component (GO): plasma membrane
Molecular function (GO): ATP hydrolysis activity; ABC-type transporter activity; ATP binding
Source: RefSeq, a predicted model, not a curated record
GAACAAAGGCGUUGAUAGUCCAGUUUACAUCGUCAAGCAGCGCGCGCGCAUUUGCUCCCGCGACACCGUUAACGCGCCAUAUUCGAAUUUCGAAUCGGAGUUCGAUAAAAAGAAUUCAAAAUGAUGCUCGCGGGAGCACAAAUUGUUGACGAGAGUAGUGUAGCACAUAGACCUGAAAAUGAUAAAAUUUAUCCGCUCAAUUCAAGACCUCAACCCGGGACAAGUCCAGAACCAUCUUCCAGAUAUCCUACGCCUUCUGAAGAUGAAAGCCUGGCCCGACGUCCUACCAAGGAGCCGGUUGAUAUCCAGUUCUCUAACAUCACAUGCACAGUAAAACUUGGAAUUAACAAAGGCUACAAACAAAUCCUGCACGGGGUAAAUGGAAGACUACGUCCACGACAGCUCAUCGCAAUCAUGGGUCCUUCCGGAGCGGGGAAGUCCACCUUGCUAGACGUUCUGUCUGGUUACAGAAUCACCGGUAUCGGCGGCGCUGUCUUUAUUAACGGCAGAGGACGAAAUAUGAAGAGAUUCAAACGUAUGUCAUGCUACAUCCAGCAAGACGACCGGCUGCAAGGUCUUCUCACUGUCAGCGAGAAUAUGGCUUUAGCUGCUGACCUCAAACUACCCACCACUCUUGACAAAUAUGAGAAGGGAGAAGCGAUAGAAGACAUCCUCACAAGCCUAGGGCUGUACGAGCACAUGAACACAAGAGCCGCACAACUCUCAGGAGGACAGAGGAAAAGACUCUCUAUUGCACUAGAACUGAUCAACAAUCCUCUUAUAAUGUUUUUGGAUGAACCUACUACAGGUCUUGACAGCUCUUCCUGCACACAAGUUGUCCAACUUUGCCGAAAUCUAGCCCAUCAAGGCCGUACAAUUGUAUGCACUGUCCAUCAACCUUCAGCGUCUCUCUUUGCUCUCUUCGAUCAUGUCUACGUCCUAGCAGCUGGACUAUGUCUUUACCAGGGCACCACAAAUAACCUUGUGCCGUAUUUGGAGCAAGCUGGAGUACCUUGCCCUAUCUAUCACAAUCCCGCUGAUUAUGUAAUCGAAUUAGCAUGUGGAGAAUACGGCGACGAUAAAAUCCAAAUCCUCACAACGAAAUCAGAAAACGGAAGAGCACUCAACUGGUUCGAACACCCCAACUCCAUUCAGUCUAUGGAAGCUUUGAGGAAGCAGUAUCCGCUCAGCUUGCUAAAGGAAGAAGACGCGUACAAAGGUGAUGAGGAAACGUCACAGUCAAACCAAAGAUGCGUACUGAUCAAGAGAGGAUUUUUGAAGGCGAAACGAGACUCGACAAUGACCCAUCUACGUCUGAUAGUGAACGUCGUAGUGGGCAUAAUGCUGGGUAGUUUGUUCAUCAACUCGGGUAACGAGGGGUCAAGAGUAUUAGAAAACUACAAUCUUCUCUUCGCCAUUCUCAUGCACCACAUGAUGUCGCCUAUGAUGCUUACCAUUCUUACUUUUCCAUCGGAGAUGUCAGUACUGUCUAAAGAGCACUUCAACAGAUGGUAUUCGUUGGGUUCCUACUACAUAUCUAUAACAAUAGUCGACUUGCCUGUUUCGAUAGUUUCAUGCUUCAUCUUCAGCGUGAUAAUCUACGUGAUGUCCGGACAGCCGCUGGAUAUCACCAGGUUCUUAAUGUUCUUCGCCAUCUCGUUGUACACCGUGCUCGUCGCGCAAAGCGUCGGCCUGAUGAUUGGCGCUGCCUUUAACGUUGUUAACGGCACGUUUCUUGGCCCGACCAUCUCAGUGCCAAUGAUGAUGUUCGCUGGGUUUGGUGUGACCCUCCGCGACCUGCCCACGUACCUGUACUGGGGGUCAUACGUCUCGUACUUGCGCUAUGGACUGGAAGGCUUCAUUGGCGCUAUUUAUGGACAGGACAGACCAAAUCUUGAGUGUAAUGAAGCUCUUUACUGUCAUUAUAGGUAUCCCCGUCAGUUCCUAGAAGAGAUCGCCAUGUCACCAGAUAUGUUCUGGUGGGACGUUCUAGCCCUCACCGUGACCCUCUUCGUCCUCCGCAUAGCAGCUUUCAUUCUUCUGAAAUGGAAACUUAGCGCCGUUCGAUAAUCUUUCUAGAGUCUUCUACAAUAUUGUGAAACCUCCUAGAACAUGGUGAAACUAUUUAAAAGCUUCUAGUAUUCAUUUCUACACAGACUGGGACGUACAUAAGUAGAUUGAGGGCGCAAAUAAAAGAUGUGUGGUAGUAAAAUUUUUAAAAUUUGUGCAACAUUUUUGGAUGGGAAUAUUAUAUUAAUAAAUAUUAUAGAAAAGUCAAUAUUAUCAAUGGCAAUUAAUACGAUUUGGUCAAAUAUAAUAUAAUAGUAAUUUUAAGAAAUAUGAGAUGUGUUAAUAAGUCACAAAUUGCGCUUUUAAUUUUAUUUUUUUAUAGAUACAGUAGAAACCAUUUAUUGCAACGCCACCUCACAAAAAUACACAGAAAGAAAGAAUAUGUAAUAUAAAACCAAAAAUAAUAUAACAAAACACAAAGAAGGAAACAUCAAAUUUUAAAUAGUCAACACAAGUUGAAUUACUGUCUUAUAUCGACUGUGGUGUAUCCAAAAUGAUCCACUCAGCUAAUGCUACAUAUAAAAAAUCUAAUACGAUAUUACAGGGUUCAAAUAAUGCAGCUGUGAUAUUGCUCCGAUACGGUAUUUAUUUGUAAUUUUAAGACUUGAAUUUCUUGCCCAAAAUAUAUACGUAGUAAAAAAUUUCAAUUUAAGGAUUUUUUAAGAAUUCAAUCCUAUAUUCUUUGAAUUGUUUUUAUUUUAACUCAUCCCUAAUAACCCUAAAAAUUGUAUUUCAAAUGAUAAUGGAGUUUCAUGUUUUACAAAUACCUAUUAGAUUAAGGCAACUUCUAGUGACGUAACUACAUAGUUAUUGAUAGACCACAACAUUACGAAAAUUGGUCUUUCUUUCAAGAUGGCGGGUUCUUGAUAUUAUGGUUGACUCUUUUCAAGUUACUUAGGAUUUAAGAUAAUUUUAGCAUUAAGCAAAAUCGCGCUCUAUGUGAUAUUACACAUAUCAUUUUGUUACUUAAAAACCAGAAAUGAAAGAGGAUAGAUACAAACACAUUAUGUUUACUUAUGAUCCAUCUGAAAACAUUUCUGUGUUAAAGUUAGUUUAUACGCGUAUGCAGUAAAGCGGGAUUUCACUUUCUCGCAUGUUGGACAGUAGUGAAGUUUGACAUAAAGCGUAUCUACCUACGAUGUAGGAUUGAUAAUGUACACAAAAAUUUGUGUUUACGUAGUAAAUAUAACUGUUGCUCAUUUUUAUUAUUUAUUUAUCGUAGUACUUAGUUUAGACAUAGAAUAAAUAGUUUCUAGGAAUUUUGUACACUCAUUGCCAUAUUUAGGGGUAUACUAAUAAAAAGUAUACUGAAACAUUUAAUUUGAAAAAGGAACGGCUUUAAUCGUCUUUUAAUUUCGAUUAAACGCUCUAGUAGACGUCGCCAGUUGUUUAUAAUAAAGGCUUUAUCAUAAUUC